UGUUUUCUCGAUUUUGUUUUCAUAUAAAAGGCUUCAGUUAGAUAACUCUGAGUUUAAAACGAUUUUUUCAAAGUAAUUUUUUAGGUUUAUCGAUGUUUUAAAAAUGAGCCACAAUCAUAAAAAGAUCAAAUACGCCAAAGGUGGGAAGAAGGCUUUCAAGGAAUUCCGAAAACAUCAACAUGACGACAAGACAUCCGAGGAACGUUUUGUUACGGACAUGACGGCUGCUCUGGAAAACUUCAACGAUUCACAAGCCUCUGCAGAAUUGGACAAGAAAAUUAAAUUUCCAUUUCGUCUGGCCAUGUGGGAUCUCGGUCACUGCGACCCCAAAAAAUGCUCUGGUAGAAAAUUAGUUAGGUUUGGAUUGGUUCAAGAGCUGUCACUGCAUCAACACUUCGGAGGUCUUGUCCUGUCGCCGAUUGGUGUGAACUGCAUAUCACCAUCAGAUCGUUCUCUAAUUGUCAAUCACGGAUUGUGUGUCGUUGACUGUUCGUGGGCGAAGAUUGAUCAAACGCCAUUCGGCAAAAUGAAGUGUCACCAUCUACGACUUCUGCCAUAUUUAGUGGCAGCUAAUCCAAUAAAUUAUGGAAGGCCCUGGAAAUUAUCGUGUGCAGAGGCCUAUGCAGCAGCUUUGUACAUUGUUGGCAUGAAAGAAUUUGGAGAAGUUUUGUUGUCAAAGUUUAAAUGGGGAGGAAGCUUUUAUACCAUGAAUAAGGAAUUGCUAGAUAGGUAUGCAGCCUGCGAGUCGUCUGCUGAUGUUAUAAAGGUGCAGAAUGAGUACUUAGAAGUUAGGGAUGUGUCAGAUUCCAAUACUGAUCAGCCUGCUGAUCGAGAUCCAUUCGAUAUCAAUUCUGAUGAAGAGUUCUACAAUCCUAAUAGACCACUCAAUAGUCAAAAUGAUGACGGCGACGAUGAUGAGGACGACGACGAUGAUGAAAAAUUAACUUGUGGUAAAGAUAAAUUAAUACUUGAUGAUUAUGAUAAGGAUGAUGAUGUGAGUAGCGACAACGAUUCUGAUGACGAUGAUUUAGAACCGAAUUGUAAAAAAACUAGUAACACAAAAAAAUAAAAUGAUUGUUUGUUAGUUUUUUAGGCCAAUAAAAAUAAACUUGUA
This is a messenger RNA of Helobdella robusta, 1114 nucleotides long. RefSeq lists its product as hypothetical. Gene Ontology annotation, biological process: maturation of SSU-rRNA. The transcript has a single exon. Bases 104 to 1069 code for a protein of 321 amino acids. Gene Ontology annotation, molecular function: rRNA small subunit aminocarboxypropyltransferase activity. The record is from RefSeq and is a predicted model, not a curated record. Lineage: Eukaryota; Metazoa; Annelida; Clitellata; Rhynchobdellida; Glossiphoniidae.